This is a messenger RNA of Pocillopora verrucosa, 1404 nucleotides long. Lineage: Eukaryota; Metazoa; Cnidaria; Anthozoa; Scleractinia; Pocilloporidae. The record is from RefSeq and is a predicted model, not a curated record.
AUGAUUUUCUUAGUCCACUUUAGCCUUUUCUUGCUGAUUCUCUAUUCAAAGAGUGCUUUGGCCUGUUUAGAUGACCAAUGCCGUAUCUUAGCAUUUCCAUCCACUCUGUUCUUCGUGGGAGAACGUCUUGUGGACCACACCAUAGCAAACAUCAGUGUGAUUGACAGGGACACGUGUGAAUAUAGUUGCUACCUCAACCAUAACUGUGUCAGUGUCAACUUUUAUUUUGGACCAAGCAAAGCAGGAAUAGAAAACUGUGAACUGAACAACUCGACAAGUAAAGAACAUGAUAAGGAUCUGGUGAAGGCAACCAACUAUGUGUACCAUGGAACAAGAAAUGCUUGUAGUCGUUCUCGCUGCCAAAACAACGCCAUUUGUCAGUCCGGUUUUACAAGCAAGGGAUAUCGAUGCUUAUGUUCUGUUGGAUUUGCGGGAGCUUAUUGUGAACAAGAUGUUGACGAGUGUAAAAAGAAAACUCACGGAUGUGAUGUUAAUGCCGAAUGCCAUAAUACCGAGGGAUCAUUUAUUUGUAAAUGCAAGGCUGGUUAUGUGGGAAAUGGUCAAAAUUGUGCAAAAAUUUCUGGCUGUGACCAAGAUCCAUGCCACAAUGAAGGAACCUGUAUCCCCCAAAGUAAAGGAUACAAAUGCACAUGUUUACAAGGAUUCAAUGGUGACCAUUGCGAAACAGGAUACAUAAAAAAUUCAGUUAUAUUGUCGAAAAAUGAAUCUUACUUCGCAUAUCUUCGUGAGUUCCUGAUUCCUGCCGUUGGAUAUGAUUCUGACUGGUUGCUUUGCUACCGAGCCUCUUCACAUGGCUGGGCAGGCGAUGCCUUCCACACUCGUUGCGAUGGAAAGAAAGAUAUGAUAACAAUUAUUCAGAAAGACCAGUAUGUUUUUGGUGGGUACACUGACAUUCCCUGGGCUUGUCCUCCGAGAGCAAGAACAGAAGACCCGUCAGGCCGCUGUUGUGUAUUUCCUUUCAAGUAUAGGAACCAUACCUACAACUACUGUACAAAGAGGGGCUCUGUUCUUGGAAGGUGGUGGUGCUCAUUCGAUGCUGUCUUCAAACAUGACUGGAAUUAUUGUGAUAAUGAUCCGUACAAAGGAUACCGUAAGACAGACAAGGCUUUUAUUUUUUCGCUGGAAAAUAAAGAAGGAUUGGCGCCGUUUAAGAGUAUGGUGAAGCAAGAUUCCCGAGCCAUUUAUAUGAAGAUAAGUUACGGUCCAACAUUUGGUGGAGGCUUCGAUAUUUAUAUCGCUAACAACGCAGGUCAUAAUGCUCAUUCGUACACCAACUUUGGUCACUCUUUCUUGGCUCCAAGAGAAGUAAAGGAAAAGGAUAGAGUGUUAGCUGGAGCUAGCCAUUUUACUCCUGACGAGGUAGAAGUGUUCUAUCUCUCUUAG